GCAUCGGGCCCCCAGGCGGAGCGGCGGGCGCCGGGCCCCCAGGAGGGGCGACAGGCAUCGGGCCCCCAGGCGGGGCGACAGGCGUCGGGCCCCCAGGCGGGGCGACAGGCGUCGGGCCCCCAGGCGGGGCGACAGGCUCGGGCCCCCAGGCGGGGCGACAGGCAUCGGGCCCCCAGGCGGGGCGACAGGCAUCGGGCCCCCAGGCGGGGCGACAGGCAUCGGGCCCCCAGGCGGGGCGACAGGCAUCGGGCCCCCAGGCGGGGCGACAGGCGCCGGCCCCCCAGGCGGGGCGACAGGCUCGGGACCCCCAGGCGGGGCGACAGGCGCCGGACCCCCAGGCGGAGCGACAGGUCUCGGGCCCUCAGGCGGAGCGGGGGCGCCGGACCCCCAGGUGGAGCGACAGGUCUCGGGCCCCCAGGCGGAGCGGCGGACGCCGGACCCCCAGGCGGAGCGACAGGUCUCGGGCCCUCAGGCGGAGCGGCGGGCGCCGGACCCCCAGAUGGAGCGACAGGUCUCGGGCCCUCAGGCGGAGCGGCGGGCGCCGGACCCCCAGGUGGAGCGACAGGUCUCGGGCCCUCAGGCGGAGCGGCGGGCGCCGGACCCCCAGGCGGAGCGGCGGGCGCCGGACCCCCAGGUGGAACGACAGGUCUCGGGCCCUCAGGCGGAGCGGCGGGCGCCGGACCCCCAGGUGGAGCGACAGGUCUCGGGCCCCCAGGCGAAGCGGCGGGCACCGAGUCACCAGGCACGACAGUGGGCUCCGAGUCAACUGGCAUGACCGCUGGCACUGGGUCAGACAUUGGAUCGUCUGGCUGGACAGCGGGCAUCGGGUCACCAGGCAUCAGGUCAUUUGGCAUCGAC
Messenger RNA from Staurois parvus, 858 nucleotides. NCBI's taxonomy places the organism in Eukaryota, Metazoa, Chordata, Amphibia, Anura, Ranidae. The record is from the annotation of a GenBank genome assembly.